Molecule: messenger RNA, 501 nt
Organism: Racocetra persica
Lineage: Eukaryota; Fungi; Glomeromycota; Glomeromycetes; Diversisporales; Gigasporaceae
Source: the annotation of a GenBank genome assembly
AGAAUGAGUAUGUUGCCAAAUGCAGGAGGACAGAGUGAAUUGUCUGAAAUACUUUCAUGUGAAAUUGUGGAAAGGAUCUUGGGUGUAGAAUUAAACAAGACUGAGAUGGAAAUAGAAUACUUUUUCAUGAAUCAACCAAUGACCGAUUACCUUGUUAGCUUUCGGAAUUCAAGUCAAUUUUUACUAGGAGUUUCAGUUACUAGAGCAUUUUCCUACCGUCGAAGAUACACAAAACAUGACGCAUAUCGAUUAUUAAGUAAAAAGUUAAGUGGAAUAAAUUCAUCAACACGAAACAUUUUAAAAGUACGAAUAUGGAAACAAAUAUUACAUAUAUGGUGUCCAAGUGGAAAAGUGGCUAAUAUAGUACGAAAAGUUUAUUCAAAGUUACCUAAAGAAUAUACAUCGAAUACUAUUAUCAUGUUGACUGUGGUGAAUUGUAAAUGGGUUUUUACAAAUAACAAGGAAAAGUCAAAGGCAAAGUCAAACUUAUUAAUAAUAUAA